AGGCCGCGGCCAGGAGCAAGCAGCCGCGCUGGUGCUGGGGCGGAAGCGAGAAGAAAUGUGGAUCAAGAAAACGUGCCUGGGGGCUCUGCUCUGAUCCUAUCCCUUUGUUAGAAGUCUCUGGUGGUUUCCCACAGUCAGGCAGACCUUGACCUCAGCGGGACCCCUGUCUGUGGUAUCUGGCAGUCCCCACCGCGAUGCUGGGGCUGGAUGGGUUGCUGAGGCCUGCCUCUUCCUCCCCGGCCGGCGGCCGCUCCCGCGCAGACAUGGACGAGCACUUCCAGCCAGUGAGUGCGGUGCGCACCGACCGGGGCCGGGUGGCUCUGCCUGGCGUCGGGGCUGAGCCGGAGCAGUGCCCGACCCCACGAGUGCAGUGGGAGUGCCUGGAUGGGAUUGACUAUGAUGACUUCAGUUUCAGCUCCCACAUGAUGGAGCAGAAGGAGCCCCUGAUGGAGACAGUGGAAGGUCCCUACGUUGUCAUCAUCGAGCAGCCAAAGCAGCGGGGGUUCCGUUUUCGGUAUGGCUGCGAGGGCCCUUCCCAUGGGGGGCUGCCAGGAGCAUCCAGUGAGAAGGGGCGCAAGACCUAUCCCACCGUCAAGAUCUGCAACUACACGGGGAUGGCCCGGAUCGAGGUGGACCUGGUGACGCACAGUGACCCUCCCCGUGUGCAUGCCCACAGCCUGGUGGGCAAGCAGUGCAAUGAGGCUGGCAAUUGCAUCGCGAUCGUGGGACCCAAGGAUAUGACAGCUCAGUUCAGCAACCUGGGAGUGCUCCAUGUCACCAAGAAGAAUAUGAUGGAGAUCAUGAAGGAAAAGCUGAAGCAGCAGAAAAUGCGCAACAGGAGCCAUAUGCUGACGGAAGCAGAGCUGCGUGAGAUUGAGCUGGAGGCAAAGGAGCUGAAGAAGGUGAUGGACCUGAGCAUUGUGCGGUUGCGCUUCACUGCCUACCUCCGUGACAGCAGCGGGAACUUCACACUGGCUCUCCAGCCUGUUAUCUCAGACCCCAUCCAUGACAGCAAGUCCCCAGGAGCUUCCAACCUGAAGAUCUCACGGAUGGAUAAGACGGCAGGCUCCGUUCGGGGUGGAGAUGAGGUCUACUUGCUGUGUGAUAAAGUUCAGAAAGAUGACAUUGAGGUGCGUUUCUAUGAGGAUGAUGAGAACGGCUGGCAGGCUUUUGGAGACUUCUCCCCCACUGAUGUGCACAAGCAGUACGCCAUUGUCUUCCGCACACCCCCGUACCACAAGCCCAAGAUCGACCGUCCAGUCACCGUCUUCCUGCAGCUGAAGCGGAAGCGGGGAGGGGACGUGAGUGACUCCAAGCAGUUCACCUACUACCCCGUGGUGGAAGAUAAGGAAGAAGUGGAGAGGAAGCGCAAGAAAGUCCUACCUCAGUUUCCCCAGCACUUUGGUGGAGGCUCGCACAUGGGGGGUGCUGGUGGUGGGGCCGGGGGCUUUGGCUCUGGAGGAGGUGGGAACCUCAGCUUCCCCUACUCCCCGGGGCUGGCCUACAACAGCAUCUACUCGCCUGGCCCCCACCCCGUGGGAGGCUACCAGGGGGGUGUGCAGAUGAAGGGCCCCGAGGCAGAGGGGCCUGGGAGCAACGGGCAGGUGCCUGCAGAGAGCACGUACUGCAAGGAGCUGCAGAAGCACGCCCAGCUCUGCCAGCUAUGGAUGCUGGCACUGGCCCGUCGCAAUGCCCAUGCCCUGCUUGACUACUCAGUCACUGCUGACCCUCGUGUGCUGCUGGCGGUCCAGAGGCACCUGGCUGCAUCACAGGAUGAAAACGGAGACACACCUUUGCACCUUGCUGUUAUCCAUGAGCAGACAGCUGUGAUCAAGCAGCUGAUUGAGGUUGUUGUUAGCAUCCCAAGCCUGGAUAUCAUCAACAUCUCCAACAACCUGCAGCAGACACCACUGCAUCUGGCAGUCAUCACCAAGCAGCCCCAGGUGGUCCAGCUCCUGCUGCAAGCCCAUGCUGACCCCACCUUGCUGGACCGCUACGGCAAUUCCCUGCUGCACUUGGCACUCCAGACUGGUGAUGAGGAGGUGCUGAGGACACUGCUGGCUCACCUGGGCUCGGCUGCCCCUUACCUGCUCCGUCUGCCCAAUUUCCAUGGCCUCCUGCCUGUGCACUUGGCUGUGAAGGCAAAGAGUCUGGCCUGCCUGGACUUGCUGGUCAGGAAGGGAGCGGAUGUGAACGCAGUGGAGAGGCAGGGUGGGAGAACCCCUCUGCACCUGGCUGUGGAGAUGGAGAACCUCAACAUGGCCACCCACCUGGUGAAGAAGCUAGGAGCAGAUGUCAACAGACGGACGUUUGCUGGGAACACCCCCCUGCACCUGGCUGCUGGCCUGGGCUCCCCCACCCUCACCAAGCUGCUCCUCAAAGCUGGGGCAGACGUGCUGUGUGAGAACGACGAGCCCAUAAGCCCGUCCUCAUCAGAGGCCAGCAGUGACACGGACGCCGACUCCGAGGAGCGGGAGCAGGCCAUGGAGCUGGGGGAGCUGCCCCCAGCCGUGGAGCACAGCACCAACCCCGAGCCCCCUGUGCAGGGUCAUGGGCAGGCAGGGCACAGGCUGCGCCGCUGCCACGCACCCCUGGACCUCACUCGGAGCCAGAAGGUGCGGGAGAUCCUGCUGCAGGCCUCCCAGCAGAGCCCCAAGGCAGAGCUGCCCACUGCCCCCCAGCCAGGGAAGGUCCUGUCGCUGGACAAUGAAGUGCUGCAGGGGCUGGAGCAGCUGCUGAACCAGGACUGCAGUGGGUCAGAUUGGAUCGAGCUGGCCAAGCGCCUUGGGCUCUGCAGCCUGGUGGAGACCUACAAGGACACCCCCUCACCCAGCGUCAGCCUCCUGCGCAGUUACGAGCUGGCAGGGGGCAGCCUGGGGGGGCUACUGGAGGCGCUGGACUCCAUGGGGCUCCACAAGGCCGUGAGGAUGCUCCACAAAACUGAGGCACUGGAGAAGUUGCAAAGCACAGAGCUGAAGGAAGACAGUGCCUAUGGCAGUGAGUCGGUGGAGGAGGAGCAGGCACCCACACUGGCCCUGAAGCCAGGGGGCGAGCUGCCCCAUAGCCAGCAGCCACAGGUGCACUGAGGGGCUGGCAGCCACUGCACCCACCUGAGGGUCUGCAUCCAUCCCCCCACCAGCCCUGCCAACACAAGUGCCUUCUGGACUUGCCUGGACUCAGGGGACAGGACACAGCUGGCUCAGGAUGCAGCUGGCUUCUGCCCCUCUCUGCUCUUAUUUAAUGGUCCCUUCUGAAUAAAGGGACACUGUUUCCAUUAGCCUGUGCCCUCCCUCUCUCCAGCCCCGGCCCUGAGCUCAUGGGCACUAACCCCUUGGCAGCAGAGCGGCUGCCUCCUCACCAUCACUCCAUGCCGGGGCUGUCCCCAGACAUGGGAGAGAAACCACAGCGCACACAAGUGAAGAGCAAGUUUUACUGAAGUAACCGAGAGAAGAAGCUGUACAAAGGAUUUUCUCCCCCUUGAGCCGCCUGGGGCAAGGGUGGAUUUUUUUCCUUAUUUUUUUCCUUUAUUUUUUUAAUUUUUUUUUUUGCAAUAGAGUUAAAAGAGCAGAAUAAAAAGUUUGACACAUUCA
This is a messenger RNA of Melopsittacus undulatus (budgerigar), 3590 nucleotides long. RefSeq names its product nuclear factor kappa B subunit 2 (gene NFKB2). Lineage: Eukaryota; Metazoa; Chordata; Aves; Psittaciformes; Psittaculidae. Gene Ontology annotation, biological process: regulation of DNA-templated transcription; signal transduction. Gene Ontology annotation, cellular component: cytoplasm. The coding region runs from base 195 to 3086 and encodes 963 amino acids. The transcript has 24 exons. The record is from RefSeq and is a predicted model, not a curated record. Gene Ontology annotation, molecular function: protein binding; DNA-binding transcription factor activity, RNA polymerase II-specific; RNA polymerase II cis-regulatory region sequence-specific DNA binding.